Neohortaea acidophila is the source of this 318-nucleotide messenger RNA. RefSeq names its product chaperonin 10-like protein. Gene Ontology annotation, molecular function: protein-folding chaperone binding; protein folding chaperone; ATP binding. NCBI's taxonomy places the organism in Eukaryota, Fungi, Ascomycota, Dothideomycetes, Mycosphaerellales, Teratosphaeriaceae. Bases 1 to 318 code for a protein of 105 amino acids. Gene Ontology annotation, cellular component: mitochondrial matrix. The transcript is spliced from 4 exons. The record is from RefSeq and is a predicted model, not a curated record.
AUGGGCGCAACGGCGCUCAAAUCCAUCCGCUCCAUCGCCCCCCUCCUCGACCGCGUGCUGGUGCAGCGCAUAAAAGCUGAGACGAAGACGGCCGGCGGCGUCCUGCUCCCCGAGACGGCGGUCAAGGAGCUGAACGAGGCGAAGGUGUUGGCUGUCGGCCCCGGGGCGCUGGACAAGGAGGGCAAGAGGAUGCCGAUGGGCGUGCAGACGGGGGACAAGGUGCUUAUACCCAUGUUCGGUGGAAGCCCGAUCAAGGUUGGCGAUGAGGAGUUUUCGCUUUUCAGGGAUCAUGAUAUCCUCGCCAAGGUCAAUGAGUAG